Molecule: messenger RNA, 715 nt
Organism: Lycium ferocissimum
Lineage: Eukaryota; Viridiplantae; Streptophyta; Magnoliopsida; Solanales; Solanaceae
Product: GDSL esterase/lipase At4g26790-like
Exons: 2
Coding region: 19-447 (142 amino acids)
Molecular function (GO): hydrolase activity, acting on ester bonds
Source: RefSeq, a predicted model, not a curated record
GGAUGUUCACCGAGCGUAAUGAGCAUAAGGUACAAUUCAACUGUUGGCGAUAAAUUGGGAUGUGAGAACGAUGUCAACUUGCUAGUUUUGGAAUAUAAUACAAGGCUAGAGCAGAAGAUUGUUGACCUUAACCACAAAAUGCGAGGCGCCCAAGUCAUAUUCUGUGAUACUUACCGAGCAAUGAUGGAAUUCAUUUUUCAUCCUCAAGCCUAUGGUUUUUCGGAUGCAAAGAGUGCUUGCUGUGGGAUAGGCAAAUAUGGUGGAACGAAAGGCUGCCUGUCACCCGAUAUGGCGUGCCCCCGAGCUUCAAGUCACGUAUGGUGGGAUUUAUAUAACCCUACUGAAGCUGUGAAUAUCUUGCUAGCAAAUUCAGCAUGGUCCGGCAAUCCUUUGCCUUCCAUUUGUCGUCCGAUCACUUUUAAGGCAUUGGGAUCCUCUUCAUACUAGAAAACACAAGUCAGUUGUGCCUAGUUAGCACUGUUUUUUCUCAUUCUGGAGAGUUCCAGUGUGUAUUCUGUAGUAUUACUUGUACUUAGAAAUCUUUUUCUUUGGUUCAAGACUUUGAGAGAAGAGGUUUAGGAUAACCACACUUUUGGUUAGGUUUAAAGUAGAUGAAAAUGAGUUGUGCGUUACUUUUGUACUCAGCAAUAUGUUGGAUGAUGAGAAACAAAUUGAGUUGAGAAAAUGUACAUAAUAAAAUGUUCAGUUUGGGUGA